CGGUCGUCAUUAGCACAACUGGUCCGUCGUUUGAAUUGUUGGUGAUACCGAUUAAGUACUUUCAUUCUUUUUAAUCGGUUCGUACUAAAUUUUUUCGAGUUUCAAUUGUGUCAAAGGUUCCUCGUUAUGAACUUUUGUGAUUCUGAUUUCGUACACUAAGUUUCCCCGACAUUUUUUCUAAUUAUUCUAAUCUACAAUCGCAUGAAUGAACGAUAUCACGGUGGAAUCGUUGGUGAUACCUUUAGGUACUUAAAAGUUUAAGUAUCACGUAUGUACGGUGUUUGUUUUACACCCGUCGGUAUCAUUCUAUUAACAUCGAGCAAUACUUGAAGAACUAAAGAAGAUAACCAUCGAAAGACGGUGAUAUUUUUUUGAAAGUGACAAUCAGAGAAGAUGAGCUGGAACACGCAAGUGAACGCUAUGGAGAUAAAUUACGCGGCGACAGAACCUGGUGAAGAGGUAGUAAUUACAGGUAUCGCUGGUCGAUUUCCAGAAAGUGACAACGUGAAGGAGUUGGAAGAAAACUUGAUGAGCAAGAAGGAUCUGAUCACAUCGAAUUAUUCGCGAUGGAGGCUAGUUCACGCAGAAAUUCCACGGGAUGGCGGCAAAGUAAAUGGUUUGUCGAAGUUCGACGCGAUCUUUUUUGGAGUCCAUUAUAAGCAAGCGCAUACGCUAGACCCCAUGUGUCGGAUGCUGUUGGAACACAGCUACGAAGCACUCAUCGAUGCAGGAAUAAAUCCUAGACAACUCAGAGGAACCAAUACCGGCGUUAUUGUAGGUUCUUGCAUCAGUGAGUCGGAGAAAACGUGGUUUUACGAGAAAUUGCAAGCAAAUGGCUUUGGUAUUACUGGAUGCAGCAGAGCCAUGUACGCUAACAGAAUCUCCUACUUUCUGGGUUUACAUGGUCCAUCUUAUGCAAUAGAUACAGCCUGCAGUUCCAGUUUAUACGCGUUAGAUCACGGUUACAGAAUGAUACGGAAUGGAAUCUGCGACACGGUGAUCGUCGGUGGCUCGAAUCUUUGUCUUCAUCCUUACGUAUCGCUACAAUUCUCACGUCUUGGUGUACUCUCCAACGACUGUCGCUGUAAGACUUUCGAUGCCAGUGCUAAUGGUUACGUACGAAGCGAGGCUAUCACCGUUGUCAUACUGCAGAAAGCGAAACAUGCCAAAAGAAUUUAUUGCCAGGUUGUUCACACCAAGACGAACUGCGAUGGUUACAAAGAACAAGGUAUCACCUUUCCUUCCAGCGAGGUGCAGAAGAUGCUUCUCAGCGACUUCUAUAGCGAAUGCAAGAUGUCCCCAACGAUCCUUUCUUAUCUGGAGGCUCAUGGCACUGGCACCAGUGUCGGUGAUCCCGAAGAAUUGAACGCCAUUAACACGAUCUUCUGUGAAGGGAGAAAAACGCCCCUUAAAAUAGGUUCUAUUAAAUCGAACAUGGGACACACGGAGCCUGCCAGUGGUCUCUGUUCGGUCGCCAAGAUGGUGAUCGCUAUGGAGUCUGGUAUAAUUCCUCCAAACUUACACUAUAAGAAUCCCAUAAAGGGUGUGAAAUGUUUAGAGGAAGGAAAAGUUCAAGUAAUCACAGAACCCACACCGUGGGAAGGUGGCUACGUGGGAAUAAACUCAUUUGGUUUUGGCGGUGCAAACGCUCAUGUCUUACUGAAAUCUUAUACCAAAGAGAAGGUGAACAAUGGGGCGCCUUUCGAUGAUUUGCCCAGGCUGGUAACUGCUUCUGGACGUAACGAAGAAGCACUGAAAAUCCUUUUUGAUUAUAUAGAAAGUAUACCUGUGGACGUAGAAUACAUUCGACUUUUGCACGAAGUUUAUGCAAAAAAUAUAUCCGGUCACCUGUCCAGGGGAUACACCGUGGUGGGAUCUAAAACAUCCGACAAGCCAAUAAGAGAAAUGCAAGAGUAUCAGGGCUCGAAGAGACCGAUUUGGUUCGUAUUCUCUGGAAUGGGAUCUCAAUGGCCUGGCAUGGGAGAAGCGUUGAUGAGGUUCCCCAUCUUUGCCCAAGCCAUUCAAAAAUGUGACGCAGCUUUAAAACCACAUGGUGUCGAUAUUAUCGAUAUCAUCACAAAUAAAGAUAAAAAGAUAUUCGACAAUAUAGUGAACUGCUUCGUUGGAAUCGCCGCAAUUCAAAUUGGUCUCGUGGAUUUGUUAACCGCCGUGGGCAUCGAGCCAGACAACAUAAUCGGUCAUUCUGUAGGAGAACUUGGUUGCGCUUACGCCGAUGGAUGCUUCACGGCUGAACAGAUGGUACUUUCCGCAUAUUCCAGAGGUUUGGUAAGCAAAGAAACAAAAAUGAUUCGAGGAUCCAUGGCGGCUGUCGGUCUUGGAUAUGAAGACAUAAAAGACAUGUGUCCACCGGACAUCGAAGUGGCAUGUCACAAUGGUCCUGACAGUUGCACCAUAAGUGGUCCAGCAGAAUCUAUGAAGGAAUUUGUUGCCAAGUUACAGGCGAACAACGUCUUCGCAAAAGAAGUGCAGUGCGGCAACAUCGCCUAUCAUAGUCGUUAUAUCGCCGAAGCAGGGCCAAAAUUGUUAGCAUACUUGAAAAAGGUGAUACCCGAAUCUAAACUAAGGAGUUCCAAAUGGUUGAGCACGUCUGUGCCGCGCAACCAAUGGUCAUCGCCAGCUGCCAAAUACUCAUCGGCUGAGUAUCACACAAAUAAUUUGUUAAACUCCGUGCUGUUCGCUGAAACCGCAACCAUGAUACCAAAUGAUGCGAUAGCCAUCGAAAUAGCACCUCAUGGUCUCUUACAAGCGAUUUUGAAGAGAUCCUUAGAUCCUAACGUGAUCAACGUACCAUUAACUCUGCGUGGUCACAAAGAUAAUGCCGAGUUCUUCUUGCGAGCUCUUGGAAAGCUUUACAAUGCUGGAUUACAGCCACAGCUUGCAAACAUUUAUCCACACGUCGAGUUUCCUGUUAGCCGUGGAACUCCCAUGAUUUCUCCUUACAUAAAAUGGGAACAUUCUGACGACUGGUUCGUGCCAGUUUAUACGCAGCGUCAAAAGAUAACCACGACGGAACGAACAGUUGCAAUCGCUCUUAAAGAUGAAAACUAUGAAUAUAUGAUGCAUCAUGUAAUCGACGGAAGAAAUUUGAUUCCAGCUACAGGAUAUUUAAUCUUAGUUUGGGAAACGAUUAGUUUAUUGGAGGGAAAAUUGUACGACGAAUUAUCGGUCGUAUUUGAAAAUAUUAAAUUUGAACGUGCAACCACAAUCCCACCGGAAGGUAGCGUUCAAUUAACGAUAAUGGUACAGAGAGGUUCUGGACAGUUCGAAAUCUCAGAAGGGUCCACAACAGUGGUAUCCGGAAAAAUUCGUAAAGCGACCAAGCCUUCGCAAGAUAAAAUCGCAUCCGAGUUCUUAACUGAGAUCGACGACGAAGAAGUCUUGUCUGAAAAAGACAUUUAUAAGGAAUUAAAACUUCGUGGUUAUGACUACUCAGGACCAUUUCGUUCUCUGAAGAGUGCUUCCAUCAAAGGAACAAGAGGGCGUAUCACUUGGUUGAAAAACUGGGCUGCAUUUAUGGACAAUAUGUUACAAAUUAAAUUGUUAGGCCUCGAUACCAGAGCUCUCUAUGUACCAACAGCGAUACGGAAACUGGUGAUAGACGUGAAUUGUCAUACUAAUAAAGUGCGAUUAUUCGAUGAUAACAAUAAUGAGUUCUCGGUUCGAGUGUACCACAAUUACGAUGUUAUAGUAUCUGGCGGUAUAGAGAUACAUGGAUUGAAAGCCAAUACUAUUCAAAAACGUAAAUUGAUGUCGGUUCCAGUAUUGGAGGAAUACAAGUUCGUAGCCAACCGUGACAAAGCACAAACCUCGUUAGAAGAAAUGAUCAUUCUAUCGACUCAUCUUGCUUUAGAAAGUAAUAUAAUAUCUAAUCCAAAAAUCAUGGAAUUGAUUAAUCACGACGACGUUAUACCUGACGAAGAAGUUUUGACGCCGGUCUUUAUAAAGGUGUUGGGAGAUUUACCAUUGAUUCGUCCGAAAAUCUCUCUGGCUGUAGAGCCUAACAAAUAUAAAAAAAUAUCGCUACCAGAGGAUAUCACAAUUAUUGACCCAAAUAAAUUACCACAAGAUGGUAGCAUCUUCAUGACUGCUGCCUACAAUAUCUUUUCAAAGAAGAAAUUCGAUUCUCUGGCGCAACUUUUACAUUCCACGACGGAUUACGGUUUCAUUCUAGCUCGAGAAGCGAUCGUCAACAACGAUACCUACUCGUUUCUGCAGGAGUGUAAACUGAACAUUGUGCUAGAGAAAAGUUUCAACGGCGAGACGCUUCUAUUGUUGAAAAAACAGGAGAUGCCACCCCAAAAAACAGUGGUCGUGUUCGUGAACAACGACGAGUUCAGCUGGCUCGAAAAAGUGAAGGAAACUUUAAAAUAUGAAGAGACGCGGUCGAAUAACGAAACGGUGAGAUUAGUAUUGGUCGGAGAAGGUGAUCUGGAAAACGGUACCUUGGGUUUGCUCAAAUGCUUAAGAAGGGAGCCUCACGGUAAAAUAGCAAAGGCAGUAAUAAUUCAGGACAGGAAUGCUCCAAAGUUUUCGUUGAACGAUCCGUUUUAUGCCAAACAGCUUGACAUUGACAUUGCUAUUAAUAUUUUGAGACCAGGCAAGAUUUGGGGCACGUAUCGCCACGUACCUUAUCCUCCGUUGAAGCCAAUUUUGGUACCCCAUGGGUAUGCCCACGUGAGGGUGAGAGGUGACUUGAGUUCAGUGCAAUGGGUGCAAGGCUCUAUCGAGCUUGGCGACAAAUCGAACAACAAUGUUGUCAAGGUAUUAUACUCGGCCUUGAAUUUCAGAGAUGUUAUGAUGGCCAGUGGAAGACUGAUGAUGGAAUCCACCGUAGGCUUGAAACCGAGCGAAGAAUAUUUUAUCGGAUUUGAAUUCAGUGGGAUAGACACGCAUGGCCAACGUGUGAUGGGAUUUGUCAACAGCAAGGCAAUAUCGAACUUAGUUAUCCCCCGAAAGUAUUACCUUUGGCCUGUACCGGACAAAUGGACACUGGAAGAAGCGGCAACCGUCCCAGUCGCAUAUUUCACAGUCUUCUAUGCGUUAUAUUAUUUUGGAAAAUUGAAGAAAGGUGAAAAAGUGCUGAUCCAUAGUGGCAGCGGUGCAGUGGGUCAAGCUGCCAUUAACGUUGCCCUUGCUGAAGAGUGUGAAGUCUUCACUACGGUGGGAACACCCGAAAAACGAAAAUUUAUAAGGGAAACAUUUCCUAGCAUCGACGAUGAUCAUAUAGGCAACUCUCGAGACACGAGUUUCGAACAAAUGGUGAUGAAACAGACGAACGGUAAAGGAGUGGAUAUUGUGCUGAACUCGUUGGCCGAGGACAAGCUUCUGGCGUCGGUCCGAUGUUUAACUAAUCGGGGUCGUUUCUUAGAAAUCGGUAAGUUCGAUCUCGCGUCUAACAAUCCACUGGGAAUGGAAGCAUUCUUAAAGGAAAUCAGCUUUCACGGAGUAAUGAUGGAUUCUUUGAUGAAUGACAUCGUAUUCGAGCUACAAGAGGAAUUAUAUAAUUUCAUGAAUAGGCACUUAUACACCAAGGCUGUGAAACCUUUAGUCAGAAAAUGUUUCAAGGAACACCAAGUAGAAGACGCUAUCAGGUACAUGGCGGCUGGAAAGCAUAUCGGGAAGAUUUUAAUCAAAGUCGGAGAAGAGCAAGAACCGUUCAACACUCCAGUGCUCGCUUAUCCGCGAUUCAAUGCAGUACACGACAAGAGCUACGUGAUUGUGGGUGGACUAGGUGGACUGGGUCUAGAAUUAAUCAACUGGUUGGUUCUACGUGGAGCUAUGAAUUUGGUGAUAGUAUCGCGCGGUGGUAUUAAAAAUGGAUACCAACGACUGAGGAUAGAAACGUGGAAAUCAUCUGGCGUAAAAGUUCUAUUAAUUUCUGGUGUGGAUCUGUCAAAAACGAACGACUGCGAAUUCACUUUAAGAUCGGCAGAGAAACAGGCUCCCGUGGAUGGCAUCUUCAACCUUGCAGCUAUAUUGAAGGACUGUUUGUGCGUGAAUCAAACCGAAAAGAAUUUCGAAGAGAUCAUGAAGCCGAAGGCUGGAAUCACUAAGAGACUCGACGAAGUCUCCAGGAAGAUUUGUCCAAAGCUUCGCCACUUUGUCGUGUUCUCUUCCCUUUCUUGCGGAAGAGGAAGCCCUGGACAAACUAAUUACGGUAUGGGUAAUUCUGUAUUAGAAAGGAUCUGCGAAAGGAGGGUAGAAGAAGGUUUGCCGGGCAUGGCGAUUCAAUGGGGAGUCGUAGGAGAUGUUGGUCUUGCUGCAGAAAUGUGGGAGAACAAAAAGGAACUUAUAGUAGGUGGAACGUUACAACAGAGAGUAUCCUCGUGUUUAGAAGAAUUGGAUAAAUUCUUAUCGCAAAGUAAACCGAUCGUAGCUAGCAUGGUGGUUGCAGAGAAAUCUCCUAGUACCAAAGAAGCCAGCAAUGUUCUUGAAGCAGUGAUGAACAUUAUGAGUAUAAAAGAUCUGAAAGUAGUGAGCCAGAGCUCGUCAUUGGCUGAACUUGGAAUGGAUUCGAUGAUGGCUGUAGAAAUCAAACAAACUUUGGAACGAGACUUUGAAGUAUUCUUAACUGCACAAGACAUUCGAGGUCUAAACAUAGCUAAACUCAUUGAAAUGUCUAGUAAGGACACCAAGAAACGCAAGAAGAAACAGACCACAGAAUUUAACGUUAAAACAGAAAAAAUAUCUGGUAUGAAGUUACUGGUCAGGUCUAUAAACAUAUCGAUACUAGAUACCGAGUAUUGCGUCGACCUUCCUGUUAAACAUGGAGAAAAGAAGCAUGGAGCAUUCCUUGUACCGGGUAUCGAAGGAUGUGCUUCGAUUUUCUCUACAUUAACGCCAUUCUUAAAGUUACCUGCUGCUUGUUUACAAUUCAAAAUAGACGACUACGAUGAAUCUGUGGAGGGGAUGACGGAACGUCUUGUAGCUCAUGUUUUAAAUAGAAGUAAGGAUCGCCGAGACUUCAUAAUUGUUGGGUAUUCCUUCGGGUCGUUGAUAGCUAUUGAACUUGCACGGAAAUUAGAAGCUCAAGCUCUAGUCGGUCAUUUAAUUUUAAUCGACGGUUCUCCCGCUUACCUGAAAGCCAUAAAGGAAAUUUGUUUCCCAGCUCCUACAGAAGAGGAAUUCCAGGAUCAAAUUUUAAUCGAUAUAUUAAAAAUAUGCAAAUCAACUACUAUUCCAGAGUUCUCAUCGGAAUUGAGUAAUUUCUCAACAUGGGACGAAAAGUUAAACAAAUUGGUUGAACACGUUCCUCCGGAAAUUCGUAAAGAUUAUACCCCUGAAAGUAUAAGAAAGUUUUGUACGUCCAUCUACAACCGUGUACGCGUAAUAGGAAAAUACGAUCCUACUUCUUUACCGCCUCUUAGAACACCUAUCACGUUAUUAAAACCGACACUACCAGCCGUAUUAUUAGACGACGCAACUUAUGGCUUAAACAAGUUAACAUAUGGAAAAGUAACUGUACACGAAAUUGAGGGCAAUCAUGUUUCGAUGUUGGAUAAUGUUAAAGUCGCAGCAGCGAUUAAUGGCGAACCUAUAGAUGACAUCGAAACGUUUAACAACACUCUGAGUUAUGCGACCGAUGAUUUAAAUGCAUCGAGUGAUGUCUCCGUCGGUUUCAUAAAUUUGUCAUAAGGAAGCAGUCAAAUUUGCUCAUCAGAGCAGGAAAAUAUGCAUAUUUAAUGUUUUCAACGAUAUCUAUAACUUUUUUAUAUACCUUUCAAUCGCAGCAAAUAAAUGAAAAACUCAUUGUUAAUAAAAUUUUGUCAUGUUUUUAUGCAAAAUUAUCAUACAUCCGAAAACACAGAUUCAUUCAUGACAAACAACUGUAAUCUCGCUCAUUCAUACAGCAAAUUGAAUUGUACUUCAUAUAAUAAUCUUAACAUUAUAUUGUAUACAUACAGUAAAGAAAUAAAACUACUCGGUUAUA
This is a messenger RNA of Megachile rotundata (alfalfa leafcutting bee), 7951 nucleotides long. Its product is annotated as Fatty acid synthase 3. Gene Ontology annotation, biological process: fatty acid biosynthetic process. Lineage: Eukaryota; Metazoa; Arthropoda; Insecta; Hymenoptera; Megachilidae. The record is from RefSeq and is a predicted model, not a curated record. Gene Ontology annotation, molecular function: fatty acid synthase activity; phosphopantetheine binding; oxidoreductase activity.